Molecule: messenger RNA, 1146 nt
Organism: Marasmius oreades (fairy-ring Marasmius)
Lineage: Eukaryota; Fungi; Basidiomycota; Agaricomycetes; Agaricales; Marasmiaceae
Exons: 3
Coding region: 1-1146 (381 amino acids)
Biological process (GO): autophagosome assembly; late endosome to vacuole transport; cellular response to nitrogen starvation
Cellular component (GO): phosphatidylinositol 3-kinase complex, class III, type II; phosphatidylinositol 3-kinase complex, class III, type I; phagophore assembly site
Source: RefSeq, a predicted model, not a curated record
AUGAGUCUUGUAUGUCAGCAAUGUAAAGAACCUCUACAGCUAGAUGCAUCGAUUGUAGACUUGGCCCCAUCGGCAUUCGAUACUAUCGUUGCCUCUUUACCACCACCUGCUUCAACAUAUGGUCGCCGUGCGUCUGAAGCAGAGAAAUUAGACCAACUUCCUGCACCUUCUUCGGUUAAAAAUGUAUUGAAGAAGUCGUCAGCUACUUCUAGAACUUCGUUGUCUCCCAGAGCACAAGCGAAACAACCACAGCAACACCUUCCUCUACCCAAUGAGUCGUUUGUUCUUCUCCAGGACAGCAUAAUCCGAAACAUCCCCACAACACCACCCAACGUGCGUCAGGAAAAAGGAUCGAUCAAGGCAAAAACCUCUCCAAAGAACGAGUCGGACCCUAUUCAGCACACUCUAACACACCCCCCGCCUCUUUCCCAUCACCUUCGUUCGACUGCACGUCUCUUCAACUUAAUAUCUAACCGUACCGACAUCGAUCACCCUCUUUGUGCGGAAUGCACGCAGAUACUUCUCACCUCUCUACAACGUCAGCUGGAUGAGACAAAGAAGGAGCGGGAUGGCUAUCUUGCUUUUGAGAAAGAGGUGAAGAAGGAGCGGGAACGAGACUCUCAAGGAAUUUCCAGAGAAGAAGCCACAAAGAAAAUUGAAAAAUUGAAAUUGGAAGAACUCGCGGCUGUUGAACAACUAGUAGAGGCCGAAAGGGAGCGGCAAGCGUUAGACGAGGAACUUCGGGUUUUGGAACAAGAAGAGAAGAUGCUCGAAUUAGAAGAGGCCGAGUCCGCGAUCUCCCCUAUUCCCGCUUUCGAUUAUUCUGAUAUCCAUCGACUAUCUAGUUUCUGGCGCAAUCAUAAUGACAAUCUGCUGGCCACCGACCAUCAAUUAGCGCAGCUUGCAACUAUUCGGACAGCCUACACCGCCGAUUCGGCAACUUUGGAUAAACUCGAGCGUACUAACGUCUACAACGACGCGUUCUGCAUUGGACAUGACGGGGUUUUUGGUACAAUCAAUGGUCUACGGCUGGGUAGAGUUCCAGGUGUUCCCGUCGAGUGGGCCGAAAUCAAUGCAGCCUGGGGCCAAACUCUUCUUCUGCUCCAUACAAUCGCGCGGAAAUUGGAUUACAAGUUCGAGAAGUAG